Molecule: messenger RNA, 1771 nt
Organism: Centruroides sculpturatus (bark scorpion)
Lineage: Eukaryota; Metazoa; Arthropoda; Arachnida; Scorpiones; Buthidae
Gene: Cdc6
Product: cell division control protein 6 homolog
Exons: 1
Coding region: 205-1662 (485 amino acids)
Biological process (GO): DNA replication initiation; mitotic DNA replication checkpoint signaling; cell division
Cellular component (GO): nucleus
Molecular function (GO): DNA replication origin binding; ATP hydrolysis activity
Source: RefSeq, a predicted model, not a curated record
UUUUUUUCUUGUCGAUUUUUUUAUCGUGUCGUCGAUGGAAUCUUUUUUCCUCUCCCGUCCGUCUUACUAUUAUGAAUUAGUUAAUUUGGUGAAAUAUUCCGGCGAAUUUCUCCGAAAAAUUUUCGUUCGUAAUAAGCGACGUUUACGAAUAUCUCCCGCCAAAUUCGGACCCACGUGGUUGUCGUCUUGUUAGUUCGGUUCGUUAUGUCUACCGGUCAGAGACGAAUCUCGGUCGAAUUUCCCGUUCGCAAGGCGAGAAAUGUUAUUAAACGUAAGUCGAAAACGUUCGACGAUGAGAAUCGUUUGAGUAAUAGUCCUUCUAAGAAGAGGAUUUCGAAUAAAACGCCGUCGGAUUACGAUUCCCGACCGUUGGAUGCGGAUAAGACGUCGAAGGAGUCGGCUUUGUCUGGCUUUCGGGAAGCUAAAAAAGCCUUACAUUCGUCCGUUCCCGUUCGUUUCUUAGAAAGGGACGUCGAGAGUCAACAGAUAUUGGAAUUCUUAAGAAAUUGCUUGGAAAAUAAACAGUCCGGCAGUUUGUAUAUAUCUGGAGCACCGGGAACGGGGAAAACCGCUUGUUUGACUCGAUUGUUUGAAAGUCGAGAGGUAAAACGUCCGUUCGAGUAUGUUUAUGUUAAUUGUAUGUCGUUCAAACAGUCGACGGCAGUUUAUCAGAAAAUCGCCAAAGAACUAGAUUACGAAGCUCGAGAUUUGUCUCAGAAAACUGUGGUUGGCUUCUUAGAAAAGAAAAUCGUUACGUCUAAUGAUAUGAUCGUUCUUGUUUUGGACGAGAUCGACCAAUUAGAUAGUAAGAAUCAAGAAGUUCUUUAUACUCUCUUCGAAUGGCCUUGUCUACGAAAUUCCAAACUCGUCUUGGUCGGAAUAGCUAACGCUUUGGAUUUGACCGACCGAGUCUUGCCGCGUCUGCACGCUUACGGAUGUAGACCGAAACUGUUGCAUUUCCGGCCGUACACUCACCAACAGAUUCUUUCCAUCUUGGAAGACAGACUGAAAGAUGUGAGUGCAAAUACCGAGAUUUUUAAACCCGCUGCUCUGCUUCUCUGCGCCCGUAAGAUUGCCGCUUCUUCGGGCGACGUUCGGAAGGCACUGGACGUGUGCAGGAGAGCGAUCGAAGUCGUCGAGGCGGAGGGCGGACGGAGAGUGUUGAAGGCUUCUUCGGAAAACGGAUGCAAUCCCGGCAGUCCCAAACGAUUAUCCGGUGUAAAUGAAUCCUGCAAGCAAGUUGACGUAAGCCAUAUCAAUAGCGUUUUUAAUGAAAUUUACGGAUCUAGGGCUGUAUUGACUUGUAUUUCAAAGGAAGGCAAUGGUAAUGGUAUUCCUCUCCAGCAAAAGAUAAUUCUCUGUACGUUAUUGCUUGUGAUUAAAAUUACCAAAACAAGAGAAGUGACCCUUGGAAAACUUUACAGUGUGUAUUCGCAAAUCUGUCGGAAGCGUCAGAUGUCUACUCUGGAUCAGAUGGAGUAUUGCAGUACAUGCUCCCUCCUCGAAUCGCAGGGACUCGUCAAUAUGAAGAAAAGUAAAGACGUGAGAUCUUCAAAAGUUUCAUUAAAAGUAAAUGAACAAGAACUGGAAUACAUCAUGCAAGAUCGCACGCUUCUGGCAUCAAUCUUAAAUGAUUCUAAUAUCAAUGUGAAAAAAUCUUAAACUUUUAUUAACAUAUUGUUUUAAAGAUACUUUUAUAGUUUAAAGGUGUUUAUAUUUUAUGAUCAUUUUCAAUUAUUCUUAAUCAAUUAAGUAAUAUAGUGUUUUAGAC